AUGCAGUCAUCCAACCAAGAGAACUUCUUCGAGACGGACGCGCAGCAGGCCAAGCGCCAGCUGCGGGCCAAGAAGGAGGCAAACACCUUUGGCAACCCACUGCGCAUGCCCUCCAAGCUCCUGGCCGUCAUCCCGGACCCCAAGAAGCCACACGUUUCCGUCUUGGUCGCCGAGUCGGGCGGGCGGGUCUCCCGGGUCGACACUGAGACACGCACCGUCACGGCAAAGUACACGGGCCCGUCGGUCCCCGUGACGUGCCUCGCGACCGGCGGCGCCUCGGACGACGUGCUCUUCGCCGGCAGCUGGGACAAGACGGUCUGGUCCUGGGACCUCGCCACGCGCCGCCCGCUCCGCCGGUACGACGGGCACUCGGACUUCGUCAAGGCCGUCGUCUGCGGCCGCCUCGGCGGCAAGCCGAUCCUCGUCAGCGGCGGCGCCGACAAGAAGAUCAUCGUCUGGGACGUCGACUCGGGCCGCAAGCUGCACACCCUGCAGGACCCGACCACCACCAUGAUGUCGCUGCAGCACCUCGCCGUCGACCCCGUGCUAAGCACACCCGACGAGAUUGUCCUCGUCAGCGCCAGCAGCGACCCACACAUCCGCCGGUGGCGCGUCACCCUCGACUCGUACUCGCAGCUGCCCGUCGACGAUGCGGCGGCGAAGACGACCGGGGCUGGCGAGGAGAAGCUCACGAUCCAGGAGCACGAGACGAGCGUGUACAAGGUCCUCUUCGACGCCGCGGGCGACGAGGUGGACCUCUGGACCGCGAGCGCUGACGGGACUGCCAAGCGCCUGCUGCGCGAGAGGGCCUUCGCCGCCGACGACGUCUUCGAGCACGGCGACUUCGUCCGCGCCAUCGCCCUGGCCGGGGAGUGGGUCGUCACGGCCGGCAUCAGCCAGCAGAUCAAGGUGUGGGACCGCACGUCGGGGGCCCUGCGGGCCGUCGUGGACGCCCACUUUGACGAGAUCACCGACCUCGCUGUCCUCCGCGACCCCGCCGGCCGCGCUGCCGCCGACGUGCUGUGCAGCGUCGCCAUCGACUGCACGCUGCGGACGUGGCCGUUGGACGGCCGGGGGCUGGACGCCAUCGUCGAGGAGAUCCGGGCCGCUGCCGAGGCCGUCCCGGAGGAUGGGCAGGCGGAGCCGGCGAAGAAGGAGGGAGGGGACGGGCUGAUGACGGCCGAGGAGGAGGCCGAGCUGGCGGCGCUGAUGGAGGACGAUUAG
Messenger RNA from Colletotrichum graminicola M1.001, 1224 nucleotides. Its product is annotated as WD domain-containing protein. The record is from RefSeq and is a predicted model, not a curated record. Lineage: Eukaryota; Fungi; Ascomycota; Sordariomycetes; Glomerellales; Glomerellaceae. Gene Ontology annotation, cellular component: nucleus; transcription repressor complex. The transcript is spliced from 3 exons. The coding region runs from base 1 to 1224 and encodes 407 amino acids. Gene Ontology annotation, biological process: negative regulation of transcription by RNA polymerase II. Gene Ontology annotation, molecular function: protein binding.